GCCAGUGCAUAUUCAUCACCAAUCCGUGCAUUGAUAAUCGGCAGUCCCGGAAGCGGUAAAGGUACCUUAUCAAAACGAUUGCUGAAAUCAAUUCCAAGUUUACAAUACCUUUCAGCCGGUGAUUUAUUACGACAUGAAAGACAACUCGGUACAGAAUUAGGUCGUGCGGCCGAAGAAGUGAUGCGGAAAGGUACACUUAUGCCCGAUGAAACGAUGAUGAAAAUAGUUGAUGCUCGUGUUUCUGCGCUGCCUGCAAAUUCUUCUUGGUUGUUGGAUGGUUUUCCAAGGACACGCAAUCAGGCAAUCAUGUUUGAUGGUGCUUUGCAAAGAAGAGAACAUAUGUUGGAUGUGGUUCUGCAUUUAGACGUCCCUAAUGAAGUUGUCCUAAGUAGAAUCUUGGAACGCUGGAUACACGAACCAAGUGGACGGACGUACAAUCUUUCAUUCAACCCACCAAAAGUACCGGGAAAGGAUGACGUCACAGGUGAAGAUCUAACAAAGCGAAUUGAUGAUGAUGCAAAAACGUUUGAGGCAAGGUUGAAAUCGUACGAAGCGGACACAAAACCAAUGGUAGACUACUUUUCUAACGCAGGCGGCGAUAGUUACGUUCGUCUUCAAGGCACUUCUUCCGACGAGAUUUGGCCAAGAAUGUUGGCAAUUGUCAAGCAACGGUUU
Molecule: messenger RNA, 675 nt
Organism: Meira miltonrushii
Lineage: Eukaryota; Fungi; Basidiomycota; Exobasidiomycetes; Exobasidiales; Brachybasidiaceae
Product: adenylate kinase
Exons: 1
Biological process (GO): nucleobase-containing compound metabolic process
Cellular component (GO): cytoplasm
Molecular function (GO): AMP kinase activity; ATP binding
Source: RefSeq, a predicted model, not a curated record